Molecule: messenger RNA, 2111 nt
Organism: Ceratosolen solmsi marchali
Lineage: Eukaryota; Metazoa; Arthropoda; Insecta; Hymenoptera; Agaonidae
Product: serine/threonine-protein phosphatase 6 regulatory ankyrin repeat subunit B-like
Exons: 3
Coding region: 135-2111 (658 amino acids)
Molecular function (GO): protein binding
Source: RefSeq, a predicted model, not a curated record
CACUUGCUUAGAUUUGAGGACAAGCAGGUAGAGCAUUUGAAAUGUUCAGUUUAGUUAAAAAUUGACAUUCUUAUAGUAAGCACGACAAGUUUAAACUGCGUUUAAAUUAAAAUUUUAACUCAAUUUCCACAAAAAUGUAUAAUCAAAUGACGAAAAAAAGACGAAGUUACAACACGCAACUUCUAUUUCAAGCAAUCAAUAACAACAACACAUCAAUGGUUAAGCUGUUACUCAAAGAAGGUGUCCGUAUAAAUGCUCGAGAUAAUUACUGUCGGACUUUCUUACACGUUAAUGCAAUAAGUGGCAAUCAUAAAAUCACGAAAUACCUGAUAAAAUAUGGCUGCAAUCUCAACGCAGUCAACUGUGCUGGUGAUACAGCACUACACGAGGCCAUAGCUUACAAUAAUGAUCAGAUUGCACGUUGUUUGAUAAAGAAUGGAUCUAAUGUACGUAUAAAAAACUACAAUGGGGACAGUUGUCUUCACUUUGCGGUAGUUUAUCGUCACAAACUCAAUGUAAUUACGAUGAUUCUGAAAAACGGAGCAAACAUCAACAAUGUCAACGUUUACGGUAUGAGCCCAUUGCACUUUGCGGUUGAAUCUAAAAACAUUAGAAUAGUAAAAAAGCUUAUUGCCAAUGGUAUAAAAGUUAACUCGAUAAAAUGUGGAGUCUCGGCAUUGCACAUGGCAGCUGGAGUGGCUAGUGAAGUUAUAGUGAAAAUUUUAUUGAAAGCUGGAGCCGAUGUUAAUUACAAAGAUGUUAACGAUUGCUCACCUAUUCAGUGUGCAGUAUAUACCGGUAAUAUCGAAUUAGUCAAGACAUUAAUUGAAGCAGGUGCUAAUAUUAAUAAUCAAAACAAAAUUGGCGCUACCGCUUUACACAAUGCUAUAAUGUGUGGUAAUGAACGAAUGAUUUCUCUACUAUUGAACAACAAUGCAAAUGUAUGUAUAAAAACAACCGAUGGCGACACGCCCUUGCAUUGGGCGGCAAUGUUAAAUGUGGGUGAGAGCCAUGCUAAUAUUUUAAAAAAUUUACUGGAUAAAGGCAGCAACGUAAAUAAUCGAAAUGCUAGUGGACAGACGCCUUUUCAUUUUCUUAUCCAGGACGGUAGCAGAAAAGUAGUGAAAAUGUUUCUCGAUAAAGAAGCGGAUUUAUUAAAAAAAGAUUUUGAAGGCUCCACUGCGUUGCAUUAUGCAGUUUAUAAUGGCGAUAGCGAGGUAUUAACAUUAGUUCUAGAUAGCGGUAUACAUAUUAAUGAAAAGUGUACACGCGGUACAACGGCUUUACAUCAUGCUGCAAAAAAAUCUAAAUCGGAUUAUAUCCAAUUACUGUUAGAGAAAGGUGCCGAUGUUAAUUCGCCAGAUUUAUGCGGACGUACAGCACUGUAUUAUACAAUUGUUGAGUCGAUUGCCCAUAGCGAUGGACAGAAUGUAUCCGAGAGUAGGCAAGAGUCUAUUAGAUUAUUACUAGAAUAUGGAACGGAUAUUAAUGAUAAGAUUUACCAGGAACGCACGAUUCUGGAAAUAGCUAUAGAGAGAAGGGAAACGGUAGUUGUGAAUUUUAUUGUUGAGCAUAUUGCCAAGUUGAGCUUACGUAAGAUGCCAAUAAGCGAUUACAAUGUACAAUUAAUAAAUAAGCAUAACGAUGUGAUAAACUAUUAUGAUAUGUGCAAAACUGAGCUGCAAGCCGCGAUAAAAAAAAAGAUUUUUGGAACGGUAUCCUUUUUCAAUAUUUUAACGGAUAGUAUCGACGUAAUAGCUGGUUAUGCCAGAAAUAUAGAUCUCGUGGACGCAUUUGAAAAUAGCAAUUACGAAAUGAGUUUUCCCAUUUAUUGCUUACCAUUAAAAACACGAUUCUACGAAGGUGUAGAGAGACAAAAAUUGAUGGAAAGGGCUGCUAUAAUUUUGAGUCAUAGCUUAAAUUUUGCUGAUCCGUACCACAUUGUAUAUAAAAGACUUUUGUAUUAUUUUAGUAUAAAAGAUUUACGUAUUUUAGUAGACUACUACUGUUACGAGGUAGUCGAAAAAUCGGUAGAUCUUGUAAUUGAUGCAAUAGUGCUUAGUAUGGUAGUGCUGGGAGUGCUGGUCAUUGAUAAAGGAUUUAUCCACUAA